Messenger RNA from Penicillium arizonense, 1242 nucleotides. RefSeq lists its product as uncharacterized. The transcript has 2 exons. The coding region runs from base 1 to 1242 and encodes 413 amino acids. Gene Ontology annotation, molecular function: S-adenosylmethionine-dependent methyltransferase activity. Lineage: Eukaryota; Fungi; Ascomycota; Eurotiomycetes; Eurotiales; Aspergillaceae. The record is from RefSeq and is a predicted model, not a curated record.
AUGUCAUCUGAGACACACCAAAACCCCCAGACUGGGGAAGAGGAAUCCAGCUGGGGAGGUGAUUUUGAUCCAUUUUCUGAUCCGGAAGAGCGCAGAGUGCUGUUUGCUGCUUUUGACUCAUUCAGACAAUAUCGGCGAAAUGCCCACAUGAACACCACACAUCGCAGGCGGCAGGCCUUUUAUGCCCUGCCAUCGGCACACUGGCAGAUGCUAUCAGAGCCGCCAUUCUCUAUCCUUGACAACUUCAACAAGGUAGAUGACGCUAUCGAUGUCAAUGCUGAAAUUGCAGAUGCAAUUCUUGCAAUUGGAUUACAAUCAUUUGAUCUUCCUACCAAUCCCGACAAAAAUAACCCAAAGGAAAAUUGGCAUGACACAGCCACUUCAUCGGACGUCAACAAGGCGCAUUCGACGAUCCGCCAGUUCUAUCGUGACUGGAGCCUGGAGGGGCGAACCGAGCGAGAAGUGUGCUAUGACCCCGUCAUCCAGGACCUUCACAAUGAGUUCCAGGCAAGGCGCGACAGCGGAGAGGAAAUCCGCAUUUUGGUUCCUGGUGCCGGUUUGGGGCGUUUAGUCUUCGAGGUCUGCAUGGCUGGCUAUGAUGCCGAAGGAAAUGAGAUCUCCUAUCAUCAACUCCUGGCCAGCAACUGGGUUCUCAAUCACACUGAAGGAACGGCAAAGCAUGCGCUUCAUCCUUUCGCAUUACAUUUCUCCAAUCUACAAUCUCGAGCGCAGCAGCUUCAGCAGAUCAUGAUACCCGACGUGCAUCCCGCCUUGGCGAUGCAGGAGAUGGCCAACUCAGGCCGUCGCUUUGGAACAAUGUCCAUGUCUGCAGCCGAUUUCACCGUAUUAUACACCCAGCCCAACAAUCAGCAAGCUUUUGACGCAGUCACCACGGUAUUCUUCAUUGACACCGCGCCAAACCUGAUCCGGUACAUCGAGACGAUCCGACACUGCCUCAAGCCGAACGGGCUGUGGAUCAACGUUGGCCCGCUAUUGUGGCACUUUGAAAAUGGCCAUUCCCGCAACGAAAGCGAGGUCGGGCACGAGGAAUCUGGGAUAGGUGAGCCUGGCAAUGUAGAGUUAUCCGAGGACGAAGUGUUGAGCCUCGUGGAGCGCAUGGGCUUCCGCCUUGAGAGGCGGCCUGAGGAUCGGCGGGCUUGCGGCUAUAUCCAGGACCCAGCGAGUCUGCUUCAAAAUCUUUACCAGCCAUCUCACUGGGUGGCCCGCAAAAUUCCUGUCUAG